GCUGCUCCGGAGGCGGUGCUGAAAUUUAUGGACCGCGGACCGUGCGGACUGGGGAGUGUUCGCUUGGAAGCUGAUAGCAGGCACCGGACAGGGGCAUUACCGGCAUUGUGCGGGAGGAAAAAUGUCGAUGGAAGACCCGUUCUUCGUUGUGAAAGGGGAGGUCCAAAAAGCAGUAAACACAGCACAGGGGUUAUUCCAACGAUGGACAGACCUGCUUCAGGACCCUUCCAUUGCCACUCGAGAAGAGUUGGACUGGACUACCAACGAGCUGCGCAACAACCUGAGAAGCGUCGAAUGGGACCUCGAGGACCUGGAUGAGACCAUUAGUAUAGUGGAAUCCAAUCCUCGCAAGUUUAGUCUGGAUCCAGCCGAGAUGAGGCAGAGAAAGGCAUUUAUCAGUGAAACCCGUCAGUGUGUGAAGGAGAUGAAAGAUCAGAUGACCAGCCCGUCCGCGCAGGCCUUGGCUGAGAGGAAAAACAGACAGGCGCUCCUGGGAGAAGGGAAGAAGCCUGGAUGGAAUCCUGAAGCAGACAAAUACAAGGGCUUGGACAAUGACCUUCAAACCGCUAACUCACAGUUUCUGGAAGGCCAAGUUUCACAGCAGCAGCUUAUAUUGGAGCAACAAGAUGAGGAUCUAGAACUGGUGUCUGGGAGCAUUGGAGUCUUGAAGAAUAUGUCCCAGCGUAUUGGGAAUGAGCUUGAUGAACAAGCUGUGAUGUUGGAUGACUUCUCACAUGAAUUGGAUACCGCACAAUCCCGCAUGGAUAAUGUACUGAAGAAACUAGCUAAAGUGUCGCACAUGACAAGCGAUCGGAGGCAGUGGUGCGCCAUCGUUGUGCUGCUUGCACUUCUGCUAGUGGUCCUCAUCCUGUUCUUCACACUGUGAUUGAGAAGGCAGAUUAUUUUACAACACUAUGGACAAUACCACUAGGACACUGAAUAGUGUGGAGUGAGUUGGCAUUGCUGUGACAAUGGGCAUUGGUAAUGUCUACUUCAUGGCCUAUUCACAUACAUAGUAGGCUACUCAGUCUAAUGUUUUUGAGGCUUAAUCUACACACUUUGUUACACUUUUUCAGAGUGUACGUGUCAACACUUGCCUAGUUACACAAGGCAGUGGAGUACUCCUGCAAUGUAUUACGUCACAUUUUACCUCGUCUGUACUUCCGGAAGGAGAUUACAACCUGCGAAUAUUCACUCACAAGAGCCAAGCUUUACAGUGUGUGUCUCGUUAGGAGGCGCUUCAAAGAGUGCUAAGCAUCUCGACUACAUGUACCACCACAACCUUAUCAACAUGUGGAUGGCUUUCAUUCUUGGACGCAAAUUGGAUUCAAUGAGUGACCCAUUGCUCAGAAGACAUCGGAAAGGGAUGAAUAUACCUUCAAGAUCCACUGUAACUUUUGCAUAAUUUUAUAAGCUACAUAACACCAAGGACUGCAACAGUACUCGUGGUCUGUGGUAAGGAUGGAAAACAAUGCUGAGUAAAAGCCCAUCUUUAAAAGGAUUGUCCUCCGGGGCACCUGGGAAGGAAACCUGAGCCCUCACCCUUUUAAACAAAAACAGAAUAACUUUCUCCAAAGAUAUUAACUGUUGGUGGGUUCAUUUUAAACUUCAAUGCUUAGGAUUCGGCUGAACCUACAAGAUUUCGCAAUCAUUUCACUUUUAGCCGUCCCGCGAGGAUACAGAAGAUCUGGAACGCCGUUGAAUGGACAGCUUUUAAUAAUGUUCUUAAAGGUACAGGAUUGGUGAAUAGAAUGGUUCCUUGUGAAUGGCUUGCACACGUGAAACACUACUGAUUCUUGUGUAUGUGUUUUUAUAACAAACAGGGCUCUGAAUGCGUGAUA
Messenger RNA from Spea bombifrons (plains spadefoot toad), 1841 nucleotides. It is a transcript of the gene STX6, whose product is annotated as syntaxin 6. The coding region runs from base 122 to 886 and encodes 254 amino acids. Lineage: Eukaryota; Metazoa; Chordata; Amphibia; Anura; Pelobatidae. Gene Ontology annotation, molecular function: SNAP receptor activity; SNARE binding. Gene Ontology annotation, cellular component: endomembrane system; synaptic vesicle membrane; SNARE complex. The record is from RefSeq and is a predicted model, not a curated record. The transcript has 8 exons. Gene Ontology annotation, biological process: vesicle fusion; Golgi vesicle transport; intracellular protein transport.